CCCCCAUAUACUACGCCGCAGCUUUGCCGUUUCCCUCUCUCUCUCUCUCAACGACGCAUAAGAAUUUGCACGCUUUGCUUCGAGUCUAAUCCUUUUGAUGCCUUAGCGACGAAGCCAUCAUAUCAACCCCUCAAUCAUCUCUCUCUAUCAAUCUCCCAAAAUCGAUCUCCUAAGGUUUCGGCUAUGUGGUGGUUAGGGAUAGUAAGCUGAUGGCAACUGCAACCAUGGCCACCGCAGCCGGUGCAGCUGCUCUCUUGUACUACACAUUGAACCGCAAGUUACAGACCGGCGCCGCCGAUGACGACGACGACGACGACGAUAGAAGCGGUGAUGGCUUGCCCAAUCGGCCGCUUCUGGGGAUUGACCGUGUUUCCAAUAGGUUAAUUCAGGCGCCGGCCACGUGGCUGGAGACGAUUUCCACGUUGUCUGAGACUCUGAGGUUCACUUACUCCGAGACUCUCGGCAAGUGGCCCAUUGGCGACUUGGCUUUCGGCAUCAGCUUCCUCCUCAAGAGGCAGGGAAACUUACUGGUUGAUGGUGUAUUCGGUGGAGAAGAGAGCCAACAGUUAACAGGGCCUGCAAUUUUGGAGGAACUUAAGCCCCUCUUGAAUUUAUUGACACUCUGUUGGCAUUUUUCGAAGAAGCCGUUUCCUUUGUUUUUAGAGGAGACCGGUUAUUCCGAAGAGAAUGUUCUUCUUCAGGAACCCAAAGCAGGAAUCUUGAAGCCUGCUUUUACGAUUAUAGUUGAUCAUAACCAAAAAUGCUUUCUCUUGUUAAUUCGUGGAACUCAUAGUAUCAAGGACACUUUGACAGCAGCAACAGGGGCUGUUGUACCUUUCCAUCAUAGUGUUGUGAAUGAGGGUGGGGUCAGUGAUCUAGUUUUGGGCUAUGCACAUUGUGGAAUGGUUGCAGCUGCAACGUGGAUAGCAAAGCUUGCAAAACCGUGUCUUUUAGAAGCUCUUGACCAAUAUCCUGACUAUGAACUUAAGAUUGUAGGACAUUCUUUGGGUGGAGGCACUGCAGCACUUCUGACAUAUAUAUUGCGUGAACAAAAAGAACUUGCAACAACCACUUGUGUGACAUUUGCUCCAGCUGCCUGUAUGACCUGGGAAUUGGCGGAAUCAGGUGUUAAUUUUAUUACUUCCGUUGUUAAUGGUGCCGACUUAGUGCCCACCUUCUCUGCCGCUUCAGUGGAUGAUUUACGUGCUGAGGUAACUGCAUCUGCUUGGCUAAAUGAUCUGAGAAAUCAGAUUGAGCAGACAAGAAUUCUUAGCACUGUCUAUCGUUCUGCUUCAGCUUUGGGUUCACGCCUUCCAUCCAUUGCCACGGCUAAAGCAACGGUUGCAGGGGCAGGGGCAAUUCUGCGCCCUGUUUCCAAUGGUACUCAGGUGGUUAUGAGAAGAGCUCAGAGCAUGGCAGCGUGGGCACGUCCUAAUCUUCGGAUAUCAUCAUGGAACUGCAUGGCUCCUCGUCACAGAACCUCAGCUGCCCAUACAAAUUCAAACGACAAGGCAAAUUCUGCGGAGUCCUCUUCUGGUCAUAUUGAGACUUCUGAACCUCUCCUUAUGUCUCCCAAGACAAGGAAGAAUUCAACUGUCAUUGAAAGCCUUGACCUUCCUGUAUCUACAUCUGUAAGUAUGGAGUGGACUUCGGAGAUAGAGUGCUCUAUUUCUGAUGGUGAGAUUCAUCCAGCUACUGAUAAGGAUGUCAGUAAUGAAGUUGACCAUGAUAGACAUGAAGAUCGCAUGACUGAAGUUGAAUUGUGGCAACAACUUGAGCAUGAACUUUAUGAUAGAACAGAAGGUGAGGAGCCAGAUGUUGCGAAAGAAAUAAGGGAAGAAGAAGAAGCAGCAAGAAGGGAAGAAGAAAAUGAAGCAUCAAUAAGGGAAGAAGAAGAAGCGGCAAUUGCAGAGGUAAGCAAUGGCCAGCAGGAGAGCUCUUCUCCAGGAAUGAAGGAAGCGCACAGAUUUUUCCCUGCAGGUAAAAUUAUGCAUCUUGUUACCCUACAUAGUGAUGCUGCCGAUUGUGAAAGUGGCAGCCCUAGCUCCACUGGCUCGGAUGAGCAGCAGCAGGAGCAGCCAGAAGAAACUAGGAUUGGCAUUUUCCUUACCCCAAGAUCUCUGUACAGUAAGCUGAGGUUGUCACAAACAAUGAUCAGUGAUCACUUCAUGCCAGUCUAUAGAAGGCGAAUUGAGAAGCUGAUAAAAGAAUUUGAGAAAGAAGCAGCUUCCAUCGAAGAUGUAGUAUUAUAGAAGAGGGAGCUUAACAUUGUAGUUUGUGUAUAUGCACUGUCACGGGAGGGCCAUAAUAAGCCCCCAAAAUUUUUGGAAUCGAGCUGCAUUGACAUGAAAGCCGUCCACUGCAUUGCUGCAUUGCUGCUAUCAUAGAUAUCAUGGUGAUUGGAACUAGCAACUCUUCGAACCAGUUGGGCGGAAAGGACAGUGGCUCUGGUCAUGUGCAUCAUUUUUGCUGGGACGAACGAACACAUUACUUAAACAUGUUUACUGUGAAUAAGUUUUUGGUUUUAUAAAUUAUAAUUGGUUUAACUUUUUUCCUUUGUAGGGUAGUCUUAGUAUUGACCUGUUUAAAUUGUGCAUUAACAUUAUGCUAUAGAAUUGCAUUCCAGCAUUCUCAGUGGAAUGAGGUGCCUUUGUUGGUCAUUUUUCUCAACAUGUCCUACAUUGGAUUUCCACUUGUAAAAGCUGUAUCAUUGAACUAUGCUGACUUGGAGUUUCAAAUCCAACUUAUAUGUGCAGUCCUAGUAUUAUGUC
Messenger RNA from Argentina anserina (silverweed cinquefoil), 2771 nucleotides. RefSeq lists its product as uncharacterized. The coding region runs from base 210 to 2252 and encodes 680 amino acids. The transcript has 8 exons. Lineage: Eukaryota; Viridiplantae; Streptophyta; Magnoliopsida; Rosales; Rosaceae. Gene Ontology annotation, biological process: lipid catabolic process. The record is from RefSeq and is a predicted model, not a curated record.